UGCAGAAUCCAUCACGGUCAUUGGAUUAAUUAAAUUAAAUGGAUUAAAUUGGGGCAUUAUUUCAUUCCACAGAGGAGAAGUUCUAACAGGUAUUUAAACUAUGCCUGUAAAUACGUUUAUUCGAUGGGAUUAUGUAAUGGACAUUUUAACCCAUUACGGUGUGAAUAAAAGUUUUAUGGAAGCAUUUAAACAUACUCCCAAUAAUGAAAAAGUAAAACUCUGUAUGCAAAAUGAAUUCAUCAGGAACUUUUUGGAAAAAUGGUUGGAUGAACCAAAGUUUAAUGACAGUCUAAAAAACUCGCCCAAAUCCAAAGAGACUCGGCUAGCGGCUAAUGAAGAGUUCAAAAUGAAUCGCCUGGAGUUGUGCUGUAAGCUAUACACUAAAGCGGCUCAGUUUGCACCGUAUAAUAGUAUAGAAUUAGCAUUAGCAUUUUCUAACCGUUCAGCUGUAUACCUGAGGUUAAACAAAUAUCAAGAGUGUUUAAAAGAUAUUGAAGCCAGUCUAAAUAUAUUGGAAAAUUCAGAAAUGAAUGAACAAGGCGUUCAUAAAGGACAGUUAAUUGUGAAAUUGUUAAAACGUAAAAUUGAAUGUUUAAUGGCUUUGAAACAAUUUAAAACUGCUAAAAUUAAUUGGAAAAAUAUAUUAGAACUAUCAAAGAAUGUUUAUAAAAUACCCUUAGAAGAUCAAUUUAUCAAAAAAUGCAAAGUUUUGUCUGAUUGUGAUAAAAAUAAUUCUAAUGACGUAGAUAUUAUUAAAAAUGCUGAUGAAACGCUUACGGAAGAUCUAAUAAAAAAAAAACUGGAUACAAAUAAAAUAACUCUUCCAUUUAGGUCUCCCAAAAUGGAGUUAUGUUAUUCCGAAGCUAAAGGAAGAUAUUUUGUUGCUUCAACAAAAAUAGAAUAUGGAGAACUUUUAAUAUUUGAAAAUCCAUUUGCAUUUGUGCUACUACCAGAAUAUUAUAAUUCAUUUUGUUACAACUGUUGUGUACCAUUAAAAUAUUAUUCUAUACCAUGUGAUAAUUGUUGCACUAUUUUGUUUUGUGGUGAUAAGUGUCUUCAAGAAGCAAGGAAUUCAUAUCAUCGUUGGGAAUGUAAACAAGGAACAUCAAUUUUCAAAUGUAUUGGCAUUGCCCAUCUUGCAUUACGUUUAACAAUAGAAACUUCUCAAGCAAACAGCAAUAAUGAUCAAAUUUAUAAUCUAUUAACACAUAUUGAUGAUUUAAAAUCAUUAGAAUUAUACCAAUACAGUCUGACUGCCACUCUUUUGCUUAUAUACUUGCAAAAGAAAACAGAUUUCUUUGAAAAACAUCCAAAUCUUGUUCUGGAUUCAGUGGGCAAUGAAUUACUACACCAUAUGACAAGACUAGUAUGUAAUGGAAAUGCCAUUUCCACUCAUAUGUUGUCAGAUUAUGACUCUGGAUCUCGUACUCCAAUUAUUGACGAAUCUCAACCACGUAUUGGAACAGCUAUUUUUCCUACUUCAAGUUUAUUAAAUCAUUCAUGCGACCCAAAUAUAUUUUCAAGUAAUAUACUGAAGUAUGUCGUCAUUAAAGCUUCACGAGAUAUAAGCGAAGGAGAAGAAAUUACUAAUUGUUAUGGGCCUAACUUUCUACGGAUGCGAGUAGUUGACAGACAGGCUUCAUUGAAAAAUCAAUAUCAUUUUGACUGUGAAUGUAAUACGUGCUUGGAUCCUCAAGCAGAUGAUUUAUUUUUUAAAACAUUUGAGGGACUUGUAUGUUUGCGAUGUCACAAUGGAAUUCCAGCAACUUUGUCAGAUUUAGAUGUUAAUGAAACUGUGUAUUGCGGUUUAUGCUAUGUACGAUUUAGAACAUUAGAUUACAAGAGAAAAUUACUUAAAGCUGACAAAACUUAUAAUAAAGGAAUGAAACAACUCGAGGCAAGUAAUGUUUUACACGCAAUACAUGUUAUUUCUAAGAGCUUAAGACUUUAUACUAUCAUUUUGAACCAAAAUAACUCAAAUAUUUCAAAAUGUGAAGAUAGUAUAGCAAAAUGUUAUGCUUUAGCUGGAAAUUUCGAGAAUUGUUGUAUAUAUUUGGAUAGAAGUUCUAAAGCAAUAGAAAAUCGUUUUGGUAAAAAUAGUUUAGAAGUUGCUUAUGAAUUGGAUAAAAUGACAGAUAUAAUGAUCAAAAACCCAGACAUGAGAAAUGAUCGGAAUUUAAUUCAUAAAGCAUUAAAACAUGUUCGGAGAUCAAUGGAAAUAUUUGAUGCCAAGUUGUCUGCAUGGGAUAUUCCGUAUAGUGGUAUAGAAAAUAUGAAACAUAAAGAAAAUAUAUUGUUACAAUUCUUGGAAGAUUAAUUGUUUUGUGAUUACAUUAUGAAGAAAACCUAUGUCAUUAUGUCAACCUCACUAUGCAUUGCUCUACUUCUUAAGGUUCUGAUGUUAUGCAAUGCCUAUUUGAAUAAAAACAAUCUGUGCAAAGUACAUAUUUUUUCACAGUAAAUCAAUAAACUAUUUACUUCUUAACAAGAAUCAAUUGAUAGGACAAGUAACCCAUUUGUAUAAAAUGUUUAAAAUAAGUCUCGGUUCCAGUUUUUUAUAAUAUUAUUUCUGCGGGAAGGUUUGUCAGGAAUAAAGAAAAAAAGACAUUCGCAUCAUCACAUGUCCCAUAUAUGAUGAUUAAUUGUUUAUUGCAAUAAUUGACGAUAUCAAUUUUCCAAGCAUCAGUUUAAUGUAAAAGUUAUUUGUUGUACCUUUAGCAUAUAAUUUAUUUUAUUUAUUUAUUUAUCGUUAACAUUGUUCUAUAUAAAAUAAUACUUUUUUUUCUUUUAAGAAUAUUUUUUGUAAUCUUAAAUUUAAGUUUUUUGUUUGAUUUGUAGUAUUGAAUUUUAACAUUCAUUUAUUGAUUUAUAUUUAUAUUUGGUUCUUAUUAAUUAUCAUAUUUAGUAGUAAUGAGUAAUCGUAGCGCCCCAACUCCAACACAAGUCUGCAUAAGCUUACUGCCAGAGGUACCUAGGUUAAUCAUUCUGUAACUAAUUGUUAAUUUUAAUCUGUAAUAUAUAUUUUUUAUUUUGAUUUCAAAUGAUAAAAUACAAUAACAAUUAAUUAUUUAAUAACUUUUAAGCGUCUUCUAGAGCUCAGGACCCCAUGAAUCAUGCACAGAAUUGUUAGUAGUGAUGCAUAGUAUAAGAAAUUCUUUAUACCACAGACCAUUUUAUUUACUUAAACUAUGUACAAAGUUACAAACUGCAUAGACUGUAAGCCAUAACUAUGCAACAUGGAGUCAUGGUACUAAAUAGCGAUGUAUUGACAAAAGAGUAGCGUUAUAAAUCAAUUUUUGAUAUCAUGGUUCUGUAAAGUAUAUUUCAAGAGCUGCCGAUAUUAAGUUAACGAGCAACAAAAUGGCGAAAAAUUGUUUUUUUUUAGUACCAAGACACAAUGAAGACUAUAGUAAGUUAUAUGAGAUAGUUAUUGGCUUAGAUUGUGUAGAAAAUAUCAUUGUUGAAAUAUAAUGACCAUAGAAUUUUAUCAAGAUUAAUAAAAAAAUUGAAUGUGUAAAUAAGACACUGCAUUUGUAUUUUUUGUGAGACAGCCAUACAAAUUUCCUGGCUACGCCACUGCGUAUCGUAAAUUAUUCAAUAUAUUUGCCCAGUUAUUAGUUUGAGUUUGACAUACCAGCUGUUGCCAAUGAUGUAAUCUGUAAAUGUAUUAAAUACUUGUAGAAAUAAUUUUAAGAAAAUCCUUAUUCCGGUUGGCUGCUUGAAUACUGGCAUGAAAAACUAUCCUGUAAA
This is a messenger RNA of Acyrthosiphon pisum (pea aphid), 3750 nucleotides long. RefSeq names its product SET and MYND domain-containing protein 4. The coding region runs from base 101 to 2317 and encodes 738 amino acids. Gene Ontology annotation, molecular function: histone deacetylase binding. Gene Ontology annotation, cellular component: nucleus; cytoplasm. Lineage: Eukaryota; Metazoa; Arthropoda; Insecta; Hemiptera; Aphididae. The transcript is spliced from 14 exons. The record is from RefSeq and is a predicted model, not a curated record.